GUCUACAUCAUCCGGGUCACGUGGUCCAGCGGCUCCACUGAGGCCAUUUACCGUCGCUACAGCAAGUUCUUCGACCUCCAGAUGCAGAUGUUGGACAAAUUUCCCAUGGAAGGAGGGCAGAAGGACCCCAAACAGCGGAUCAUUCCCUUUCUGCCAGGCAAAAUCCUCUUCCGGCGAAGCCACAUCCGGGACGUGGCCGUCAAACGCCUGAUCCCAAUUGACGAGUACUGCAAGGCCCUGAUCCAGCUGCCCCCCUAUAUCUCUCAGUGCGAUGAGGUGCUGCAGUUCUUCGAGACAAGACCUGAGGACCUGAAUCCCCCCAAAGAGGAGCACAUUGGGAAAAAGAAAUCUGGGGGUGACCCGGCCUCAGUGGACCCCAUGGUGCUGGAGCAGUACGUGGUGGUGGCAAACUACCAGAAGCAGGAGAGCUCGGAGAUCAGCCUCAGCGUGGGGCAGGUGGUGGACAUCAUUGAGAAGAACGAGUCAGGUUGGUGGUUUGUUAGCACCGCUGAGGAGCAAGGCUGGGUCCCCGCAACCUGCCUCGAGGGCCAGGAUGGUGUGCAGGAUGAGUUUUCCCUGCAGCCUGAAGAAGAGGAGAAGUACACCGUCAUCUACCCAUACACAGCUCGGGACCAGGAUGAGAUGAACCUGGAGAGAGGGGCCGUGGUGGAGGUCAUCCAGAAAAACCUGGAAGGCUGGUGGAAGAUCAGGUUCCAGGGCAAAGAAGGCUGGGCCCCCGCCUCCUAUCUAAAAAAGAGCAGUGGGGAGCCCUUACCGCCAAAGCUGCGCCCCGGCUCGCCUGCCCAGUCGGGGGCCCUCGACACGGAUGGUGUUUCCUGGCAGCAGAAUGUGGCAGGCAGGGAGAAGGAGCUGCUCAACAACCAGAGGGAUGGCAGGUGUGAAGGCCGCCUGGUGUCCGAAGGCGAUGUCAAGCCGAGAUCACCGAAGAUGAGGCAGAGGCCUCCUCCACGCCGGGAUAUGACCAUACCUCGAGGUCUCAACCUGCCGAAGCCGCCCGUCCCGCCCCAAGUGGAGGAAGAGUAUUACACCAUCGCUGAGUUCCAGACGACCAUCCCGGACGGCAUCAGUUUCCAGGCGGGCCUGAAGGUCGAGGUGAUCGAGAAGAACUUGAGCGGCUGGUGGUACAUUCAGAUCGAAGACAAGGAGGGGUGGGCCCCGGCCACCUUCAUUGACAAGUACAAGAAGACCAGCAAUGCCUCGAGACCCAACUUCCUGGCCCCUCUGCCCGAUGAGGUGGCGCAGCUCCGGCUGGGCGAUGCGGCCGCCACGGAGAACGGUGCAGGUGGCGAAGCCGGCGGGCCCUCCCGGCCCCUGCCCGAUGCACCACAUGGUGCUGUGGACUCCGGGGUGCCGUGGUCCAGAGACUGGAAGGGCGGCAAAGAAGCCCUGAGGAAGGCGUCCUCGGACAUGUCUGCGUCCGCAGGCUACGAGGAGAUCUCGGACCCCGACCUGGAGGAGAAGCCCAGCCUGCCCCCGCGGAAGGAGUCCAUCAUAAGGUCGGAGGGGGAGCUGCUGGAGCGCGAGCGGCAGCUCCGGGGUGCCUCGCCCAAGCCCCCCGGCGUGAUCCUGCCGAUGAUUCCGGCCAAACACACACCCCCAGCCCGGGACAGCAGGAGGCUGGAGCCCAAAGCUGACAAGACCAAGAUGUUCCAGCUGAGAAAUGACAUGGGCCUGGAGUGUGGCCACAAGGUGCUGGCCAGGGAAGUGAAGAAGCCCAACCUCCGGCCCAUCUCCAGAUCCAAAGCUGACCCCCCAGAGGAGAAGCCAGAAGCCAUUCCCCAGAAUCCCUUCUUGAAGUCCAGACCCCAGGUGAGGCCCAAACCCGCUCCUUCUGCCCGGACAGAGCCCUCUCAGGGCGAGGACUCGGUGGACAUCUGCAACCUCCGGAGUAAGCUCAGGCCUGCCAAGUCCCAAGAGAGAGCCUCGCUGGACGGGGAGGGCCACCAGGCAGUUGCGGGCCAAGACAUGGCCAUUAGACGAAGCAUCCUCCCAGGGGAGGGUCCUGGCCGGGCCCAGGACAGGACAGGCAGACAGGACGGGCUCAGCCCCAAGGAGAUGUCCAGCCGAACCCCGCCAAGGCCAGCCAAGACCACAGAUCCUGGGCCUAAGAACAUGCCCGCCCCUCUCCAAGAGGCACCCCAGCAGAGACCUGUGGUCCCACCCCGGAGACCUCCACCCCCAAAGAAAACCACGUCGUCCAGGCCCCUGCCAGAGGUCAGAGGGCCACCGCGUGAAGUGAACGAAAGCAAGGUAGCUCCUACCCCAGGCCGUGCCCUGCUGGUCCCUCCAAAAGCCAAACCGUUCCUCUCCCACACCCCUGGGGGCCAAGAUGAGGUGCGAGGCAAAGGUGGCCUCGGGCCAAGGGGAACUGGUAAGAUUGGAGAGAGCAGGGAGAAGGCGGCUGCAGCCUCCUGCCCCAACGCCGACGGCCUGAAGGACUCUGUGUACGUGGCCGUGGCCAACUUUGAAGGAGAUGCGGAUACCAGCAGCUUCCAGGAAGGGACAGUGUUCGAAGUCCGGGAAAAGAACAGCAGCGGCUGGUGGUUCUGCCAGGUCCUGAGUGGGGCCCCAUCCUGGGAAGGCUGGAUUCCUUCCAACUAUCUCAGAAAGAAGCCAUAGGUGUCUCCCGCCCUGCCCGGAGGUGCCCUGGUCCCUGCUGGCUCUUCCCACAUAUUUAAUAAGCCUCUUAAUUUAUCAUUCUCACGCAGCUUCAAAAGAAGGCGGGCUUUGGAGUACUGUGGUUUCUUCCCUCCCACAGGUGGCGAGUUUGCUGCACAGGGACCUGGGGAGCCCCGGGUCUGAUCUCCAGUCACAGAAUUCCUGGAGGCUUGGAAGCCACAGGCUUGCUUUCCUUCCAUCCCUGCCUUAAGAGAACGCCUUCUCCUGGACAGAGCACUGCCAGCCAGCAUGGGACCGUGAGUCCCCAUGACCCCUGGGACCAGAAUGUGUCAUCUGGAGGAGCUUGAAAAGUCUCUGCGGAAACACAGCCCGGGAAGGGGCAGCCCAUCCCGUCCCGACGACUUGCUCUCUGUGUGUCCAGAAGCCCGGUGGCUUUACUCUGUUUCCAAAAUGCCUGAUACAGAAGGAACUCCAUCCUGUAGAAGUAGCUUCAUUGCCAGUUCCAGGGCUCACGUCCUCCUCCCUGAGGCCCCAGACCCAUGGGCCUCUGAAGUUCGGCUGGGUGCAGCUGCCCCAGAGUGGGCUGGGUCCUUUCGGCCAGCCUGCCUUCCAUCUCCUACCUUGUGAACAGACUCAGCUCUGGAGGCGCACUCCAGGCCUGAGCACCCUUCCCUGUCCCGCCACAGCCUCCUCUCCACCCAGGGUUGUGAACCAAGAAUUCCUGGCCCCACGUGGGUAUUUUGUUUUGUGUCCCUAGCGUGAGUCUUGAGUUAGUUUGAAUAAGGGGCCGCAUAUAAGCCAUGCCCCGGUGAGCAGCCCUUGCUGAGUGGGUGUAAGUGCCAAAUGCUGUACCUGGCACUGGGCAUCUGUAUGUUUACCCUCACCACCCCGCCUCGGACUCUUAUACCCACUUUAGAGAUGAGGACACUCGGGUUCAGUGUGCCCAAGGGUGCGCUAACUAGGAGCAGGUAGUCUGAGCCCAGGUCUGCCUGACCCCCGUGCCGGUGCUCUUCCUGCAGGAGGAGGAGACCAGGCGGUGAAGAACAGGAGCAGCUGGGUGCAGGAGCAGGGGCCACGUGGCGUCCCUGUGGUGUGGGUGAGGGGGCAUCCGUGACUGUGCUCAGCGUGCUUGCCCACGGUCGGGGUGCCCAGGCCCUGUGCUAGCCACAGAGCCCUAUGCACUACCCCUCUCCUGGGCCCACCCCCCAGGACAGGCAGACAGAUAGCACGGAGCACAAGCAGCUGACGUGGCUUGAGGACCAGCAGCUGCAUCUCCGGCACACCAGGUAUGGUGUGAGGUAGCCCCACAGGACAGGGACCCAAGGACCAGGCAGACACCUCCUGUCCCUCUCCGCCUCUGCCUCCUGCUCCCCUUUGGCAUUUGUAGAGCCGAGUUAUUUUGUUUGCUUGGUCUUUUGUGUUUUGUUUUGUUUUGUUUUGUUUUCCAUGCACUCUCCUCUCUGUUUUUUCCCUGGGAGGGCCCCAGGGCAGCCCUUCCACUCAUUUGACCAGUGUGGGUCACUGAGGUACAGAGUCACUGCUCUGUCAUUGCUAAACUAAAAUCAAAAGCCAAGGCUUCCAGCUGCCCACCCAGAGCUCCUGCUCGCAGGCCUCUUCCCACCGUGCCCCCAAGCUCUGAUUCAGGGCUCACCUGCUGAGGUGCUCUCAGAACCACCAAGCGACCUUCAAAUUCCUGACCUUCCCGGGACUGCUUCUCUUCCACCUGCAGUGCCAAAGAUUUCGUGCAGAUGGCCCUCCUCUCUCCCUCAGCCUUGGCCCUGCCACGUGGGCUCUGGCUGCUCCCACAGGAGAAGGGGUGCCUCUGACCCUCAGCAGCACCUGAAGCCCUCUCCAGCUGACCUGCAAAUCCUGGGGCGGGGCCUGCUGCCCUUGGCCCUGUGCCCAGCACCUCAGGGGAAAAUGGCACCCUGGAAAGGAAGGGAGGCUGGACAGGGUCCCCUCCCCCAGGUCUCCCCACAUGGGAGGAGGCCCCAUAGCAUGGUUUUCUGAGGUUUUGAUCCACUUAGGUCUAAACAGUUUUUGUGAAACUGUUUUGCAGGAUUUUACUACAUUUCGAAAGACGUAAUUUUUUAAUUUUUUUCUCCAAUGAGUUUUCGGUGUUCACUGGCCCUUCGAAGCAUUUCUUGAGCGUCCGCUGCAUGCUGGGCGCCGAGUAGACCGCGGUGCGUGGGGUGCAUCCCUGAGGGUGAAGCGCUUGGGUUUGUCCUUUGCCUUGGUCCCUUCACCAGGGGUCAGCUGGGUGAGAAAGGCCCAGCUCCACCUUCCCCCUGGGCAGGGCGCUCUCUUGCAAGUGAAAACAUCUGCCGUUUUUCCUGUGGUGGUGACGAUGUGGACUGUGGAUACGAAGUCUGCUGUCCUUUCCUCGGGGCACGUCUGGCAGGAGGACUCCCGGCCCAGCUCCUUGCUGCGCUGGUAGACAAGUCUUGAUGCGUCCUAGGCUGGUUGAGACCGAGGUUUACACCGUCUGGGCCUGUGGGCGCCCCUCUGAACAGCGAGUGGAGCAUUUGCAAGUCUGCCCUGGAGUCACGGCUCUGAAAACAUCCAGGGCCAUCGUAAGGCCAUCUUAAUAACUGUGGCGCAAGCCAGGCCGGGCCACGGCACUUAAAUGCACCCCCUCCUUUAAUUAGGCCUCCUGACAAGGGGGAGAGGGUCAGCCCCGAUCUGUAGUGAUAAAAUUGAGCUUCCUAGGGUGAAGUCUCAUGGCCAGCCAAACUGGGCCCAGACCCAGGGGUGUUUUUCUCCUCAGCCCCGUGGCGGUCAGCAGUGAAGAGUGCACGGGAAGUCCAGGGACUGGGUAACCUUCCUCCCGAAUUUAGGCAUCCCUGCCCACUGCGUGGUAACUGCUUUGUCUUAGACCCUGGGGCCAAGGUACAGCUCUGGCGCCACCACGGCUUUGAAAACCUGGUGAAACAGGCCUGUGCUCUGGGGCUCUCCAUGCUGCUGGGUGGGGGGACACCGUGUCCCAGGCUGAGGCUUGAUGGGACCAAGCUCCAGUGGGAGCCACUUUAAUGCCACAGCCCCCCCAGGCUUAGUGGCCUCAUCUGAAGCCUCUACCACAAGACCCCUCCUGUUGACCACCCCAAGGUGAAGCUGGCCUUAAAUCAUCACACCUGAGCCCACCAGGGACAGCACCAGGUGGGAGGACACACCUGCCAUGGGACGGAGCAGGGACCGAGUCUCCCCAGGACUGGGAAGGAACUGGGGCCGAGGACGGGAUAGUCGUAUUUAUUAGCUCUGCCAAGUACUCAGCACCGAGAGAGGAGAAACUGCUCCUGCCCUCAGAUGGCUGGCCACUUGCACCAACGACAGGAACGGCUGGGACCCCGGCUUUUCAUUGUGCCCCAGGGUCUAAGUGUUGGGCUUAGCUUUCCCCAGGAGGCCUUGCUCCACCCUCUGUCCUGUGGCAGUGGGCACCUAAUGGCCUGAGGCGUGCAUGGUAGUCUUGUCCCCAGACCCACAGACUGAAUUUCUGUGCCACCGCCAAGCUAUGAACUAUUGGACGCGUUCCCCCCAGGAAUGGGAAACCAGUUUGCAUUGAGGUCUGAGAGUGCAGGGUGCCCUCCCUCAGCCUAGGAGCAUUGCUUCUAACCGGGUGGGGUUCUGAGGUCUAGACAGCCCACGGCCAUGAGUGUCCCAGGUAGAGCUGUACAGCUGCAGGGUCAGAACCAGGAAGCGUCACAGCCCUCAUCACUUGGAGCCACCAGCUGGGCUGAGCUGCCUGCCUGCUGGCUCAGGAAGGUCACACCCUGCGCCUGGUGCUCUCCUGCCCAGGUACCGAGCUCCCGUUUCCGAAUUCCAUCCUCCCUGUUCUCUACUCCGCGGUCAGCCUUCGAGCUCAAUCGAAAAUGAAGGGCUAAACCUCUGGCCCCUAGAGAGGCCACACAGUGUCACACCGGUCACCUUCACUUUCAGACCUGUACACCUAGGAGGUGGCCUCGCCAGGCCUACCCAGCAAUACGAUCACACUACAACGAAGGUGCCCACGUUCGACCAGCGCCUGCCUGGUCCUGCCUUUGCGCCCGUGUUGUUAGCACCCCUUUCACACACAGGGCGAACUGUGGUCACCUUAGCUGUGCCCACAUUCCCUGCUUCAGGGAGCCACCUCAUCGCAGCCCUCUACACCCCCCAGGAGCAGUGUGCUCUGGUGGCAGCCACCACCUCGCAUCUGUGCCAUGGAGGACGCCAGAGACCUGGGCAUCUCGGCACUGCCCACAGCCUCUUGGCAGGCUGGCACAUUCUGGUGGUGGUUUUUGUUUCAACCCGGACAUGAGGAUAUACAAUGUGAGGGCCGGGUGAUGGCCACCAGCCAUAGCAUGUGUAGACCAUGUACUUUACCAAUAGACUUUCUCUCUCUCUCUCUCUCUCUCUCUCUCUUUUUUUAAAUAAAAUGAUGUGCUUGACUGGUUUCAA
Molecule: messenger RNA, 7071 nt
Organism: Tupaia belangeri chinensis (Chinese tree shrew)
Lineage: Eukaryota; Metazoa; Chordata; Mammalia; Scandentia; Tupaiidae
Gene: SH3PXD2B
Product: SH3 and PX domains 2B
Biological process (GO): superoxide anion generation
Cellular component (GO): cytoplasm
Molecular function (GO): protein binding; phosphatidylinositol binding; superoxide-generating NADPH oxidase activator activity
Source: RefSeq, a predicted model, not a curated record